GCAAGUGGUCUCCAAAAUGAUCUUAGUUCUUCUGCUUUUCCUCGAAAAGGUUGCAGCUGAUCAUACACUCACUGGACCUAAUGAAGUGAAGCAAUGUGCAGGCAGAGCCAUUCACAUCAUCUGUCACUAUCAUCCAUUUUACCGGGACCAUGUCAAAUAUUGGUGCAAAGGUUACUAUUUUAAUUACUGCACCAUACUCUUACAGACGGGUCAAUCCCAGCAUUUCUCUGAACCUCUGCAGAUAAGCGACAAUAAAAGAGAAGGGUUUUUCAGCAUCCACAUGAAGCAUGCUAAAACAGCAGAUAGUGGAUGGUACUGGUGCGCGAUUGAAAGAGUCAGUCGUCACGUAAGCAAAUCCAUGCAGUUAAUCAUAUCUGAAGAAUCAGCGCAGCAUUGCUCUGUGCCUGAGCCAACACAAAACGUCAGAGAGGCGACCACUCAACCACUGACAACGAGCGCCUUAACAACUUUCAGGACGACCACAAUAAUGUCAUCACACACAACACUGAAAAACACAGACGUACAGCAUGAAACCACACCAGAUGAGACUGAAGUCACUGAGUGGUUCAACCCCAAAAUAUGGAGCAUCACACGAUGGAUCCUCUUCAUGGGAAUGUGUGUCUACCUUACCUGUUUUGUAACCUGCACUGAAAUUGGGUUUCGAAGACACUAAGAGAUACACUAAGCCUUUACACUGAACAUUUCUUUCAUUUCAUGACAGAUUUGGGUGCCUCUUUGGUGUACUUUUUUAAUAUUAUGAUUAAUAACAAAAGCUCGAUGGUAAAAAUGAAGCCAAACAAGCACUACCAAGCCAACAAUCAGGAACUGUUUAGAA
Molecule: messenger RNA, 835 nt
Organism: Neoarius graeffei (lesser salmon catfish)
Lineage: Eukaryota; Metazoa; Chordata; Actinopteri; Siluriformes; Ariidae
Product: CMRF35-like molecule 7
Exons: 4
Coding region: 17-673 (218 amino acids)
Source: RefSeq, a predicted model, not a curated record